AAACCUCCCCCGUUCCCUCGCUCCCCUUCCUCCUUCCUCGAUCCCCUCGCGACAAUGGUCUACACAAACUCCUCCCUUUCUCCCCUUCUCCCCCAACCUCUUCCCCCAACCCAAUGUCUCCAAAAUUUCCUCCCUCACCUCUAACCUUCUUCUUCGCUCUCGUCGUCCUCGCGCUCCCAUCCCUAGCCGCCGCCUCCUCUUCCUUCGCGCUCCCCACCAUCGCGAUCGCCGCCGUCGGCGCCAACACCACCUCCCCGCACCACCUCGCCUGCGGCCUCGUGUCCACGGGCACCGAUUACCAUCUCUCCUGCGCCAGCGUCUCCAAUCGCUCCGCGAGCCCCCACGAGUACGGCCAUGGCGAAGGCCGCGGUGGUGCUAGUACUACGCCGUUCUCCGCCGUCGUCGCCGGCGAUGGAUAUGUCUGCUCCGUCGGCCCGACUUCGUCAAAUCCGGAGUCCAUGCGCUGGUGGGACCUCGCCGAUGAAGAGAAGCCGUCCAAGAGGGUGUACAGGGGCGCGGAGCUCUCCGCCGUGGCGGGCGGCGGGGAGUACGUCUGCGGGCUCGUGGAGACGAGGAUCCAGUGCUGGAGGUGGCCAUGGGCACCCUUGCCGAAAGAUGUUGGGUUCACAGCGGUGGCUCUGGGUGGCGGGUUUGUUUGUGGCCUGGUGGUAGGGACAGGGGAGGUGAAGUGCUACGGUGAUGGGGACGCGGUGGGGCGGGAGCCGAGGGGCAGGUACAUGCUGCUCGCGGCGGGCGAGAGGCACGCCUGCGCCGUGGACGACGCAGGGAUGCUUGAUUGCUGGGGAGAGGCCGCAGCCGUCGCGGCCGCGGCGCCGCCUAGGCUGGUUCGCUCGGUGUCCACGGUGGCGGUGGGCGACGGCGUCACGUGCGUGCUGUGGGGGAACUGGACGGCCUCCUGCUGGCCCGAGGCGGAGGCGGCGCCGCCGCAGGCCAUGGCGCAGCGGCAGUUCGUCGCGCUGGAGGCCAAGGGGAAGGUGGUUUGCGGCGUGCUCAUGUCCGACUACUCGAUGGUGUGCUGGGGCGGGGACGUCGCGGGCGGUCUCAGCAAGGUGUUCGACAAGGUGCUGCCUGGCCCGUGCGCGCCGUCGGGGUCGUGCCCGUGCGGCGUCUGGUCGGGCUCCGCUGCUCUCUGCGGCGACUCCACCGGCUACGGCGCCGCCAUCUGCUACCCCUGCGGCUACACCCCGCCGAUGAUGCUGCAGGUGCCUAGCACGUCUCAGUCGACGGGCAAGAAGCAGCGGCCGAUCAGUGAUCUGGCGAUCGCAUUGAUCUGUGUUGGCAUCGGGUCGGGGCUAGGGACCCUCUUGGCCGCGCUCUCGGUCGCCUACUGCCUGCGCCAGCGCAGCGGCAGCGGCAGAAGCAGCUCCCACGGCUCCGGGCGAAUCCACGCCGAGCCGACAUCGGCAACAAUCCCGGCGCCGCCGCGCGUGCCGCGGCGGCUCAGCGCGCUGCUCUCCAAGGGCCCGAACACGACCGUGGAGCAGUUCCCCCUGGCCGCGCUCCGUGCCGCCACGGGCGUCUUUUCCCCGUCCCACCGCAUCGGUUCCGGCAGCUUCGGCGCCGUCUACCGCGCUUCCCUCCCCGACGGCCGCGAGGUCGCCAUCAAGCGCGCGGAGCGCCGCGACACGGGUGGCGCCUCGUCCUCCGCCGCAGCAGCCGCGGCACGCCGCGUGAACCACGAGUCGGCCUUCGUGUCGGAGCUCUCGCUCCUGUCGCGGCUCAACCACAAGAACCUGGUCCGGCUGCUCGGGUUCUGCGCGGACGGCGGCGAGCACAUCCUGGUGUACGAGUUCAUGCCCAACGGCACCCUCCACGACCACCUCCACAAGCGCCCGGCGCCGCUCUCCCCGCCGCUGGCGUCCUGGCCGGCCCGCCUCCGCCUCGCCCUCGGCGCCGCGCGCGGCAUCGAGUACCUGCACACCUACGCCGUUCCCCCCAUCAUCCACCGCGACAUCAAGUCCUCCAACAUCCUCCUCGACGCCACCUGGUCCGCCAAGGUCGCCGACUUCGGCCUCUCGCUGCUCAACAACAGCAGCAACGCCGGCGACAACAACGAACCAUUGGUCACGGCGGGCACGGUGGGGUACAUGGACCCGGAGUACUACCGGCUGCAGCACCUGACGGACAAGAGCGACGUGUACAGCUUCGGGGUGCUGCUGCUGGAGCUGCUGUCCGGGUGCAAGGUGAUCCAGAGGUACGAAGGGAGCGGCACGCCACGGAACGUGGUCGACAUGGCCGUGCCCUACAUCGAGUCCGACCGCGUGCACCGGGUGCUCGACAUCAGGCUCCCGCUGCCCACGCCGGGGGAGAUGGAGGCCGUCGCCUACGUCGGCUACCUCGCCGCGGACUGCGUACGGCUGCCGGGGCGCGACCGGCCCUCCAUGAGCGAGGCGGUCGGCGUGCUCGAGCGUGCCGUGGCGGCGUGCGAGGAUGACGAGGACGGCGCUGACGAGGCUGCGCUGUCUCGGUCAUGCACCGAUGGGUCCGCCACCAUGUGACGUGGCAGAGUGAAUGCAUGCCAUGUCAUUCAAACAGCCAUUGCAUUAUCUCGCGUACCAAAGAACACGUACCGGGGAGCUUCUUGAGGAAUAUGAUGCUGUGUAGUUACUUAUGAGUAGUAACGUAUUAGUAUUGACAGAUUGAUAGUUAAUUAGUUACGGAAAUUUUAGUACAAAUGCCCUUUUUUUGUGUGGAUAAUUUAACAGGAAAAGAUUUUGCUUUGCCUAAUUGAUGGGCAAGAAACGAAAUGUA
Molecule: messenger RNA, 2772 nt
Organism: Brachypodium distachyon (stiff brome)
Lineage: Eukaryota; Viridiplantae; Streptophyta; Magnoliopsida; Poales; Poaceae
Product: serine/threonine-protein kinase-like protein CCR4
Exons: 1
Coding region: 114-2519 (801 amino acids)
Biological process (GO): protein phosphorylation
Molecular function (GO): ATP binding; protein serine/threonine kinase activity
Source: RefSeq, a predicted model, not a curated record